CUUGGGAGGAAAAACAUGUUCUCUGUCCUAAGCCAAAUCCCUUUGUCUUGGCUCCCUUCCUUUCUUCUCCCUUUCUUCCCUUCCGCCAUCCUUGCCUCUCCUUAUUGUGGCUCCUAUUCAGUAGUAUUGCAUUUGGAUGCAUCCUUGACCGACUCCUUUAACCUCCUCAGCUCUAGCAAAGUUUGUAGACUUUGGCUCCUCCUCCAGUCCAGGUCCGCUCCUAUUCCCCGCCCUCUAGUGCCUCACUGCUACUUCUGUUCCCGCCCCUUCCCCUGUGCGUCACCACAUCUCCACCCGCGGGGUUUGGAACGGACCAAUAAGAAAGCGUUUUCCGGCCCCGUUGUCCCGCCCCCCACGCCAAUUCCGCGCCUUAUUUCUCCUCCUCCUCUUCCACUCCGCCCCCUUCUCGCACGCUCGCCCUGCGGACCUCCGGGGUUCCGAGGAUCGGGCGCUAUGAAAAGUGUUUCCCCUGUCGCUGCCGGUUUCUCAUCCCCCAACCCCCCAGCUGCUGCUGCUGCUUCUUCCCAGGAGGUCAGAUCUGCCACUGAUGGUCAUAACAGCACUAGCCCUACAUCGGCCGCUGCCUCCUGCUCCAAGAAGAGAAAGUUGAACAGCAGCAGCAGCAGCAACAGCAGCAGUAUUAGCAGUAGCAGCAGCAGCAGCAAUAGCAGCAGCAGUAGCAGCAGCUGCAGCAGCAACGAAAAAGAAGACUUUGAUCCCGUCCCUUCUUCCUGCUCCUCCCCUCCCCCGCCCCUUCCCAAGAACUCCUCGACAUCCUCUUCCACCACCUCCUACCCAGGGAUUUCAUUUGCCACCCCCAACCAUCACCACCUCCAGAAGAAGCUGCGUUUUGAGGACUCUCUGGAUUUUAUAGGACUUGAUGUGAAGAUGGCCGAAGAAUCGGCAUCUUCUUCUUCACCUGGUCUUGCUGUAUCUCAGCAGCAGCAGCAAUUUAAAAACAAAAGCUUAUUAAUCUCCACCGUGGCUGCAGGACACCAUGCAAACGGGCUGACCAAAGCCCCCACUACCAUCUCUAGCUUCACCAACAGCAAGCCAGGUUCAGCCAAGAAACUGGUGAUCAAGAACUUUAAAGAAAAACCGAAAUUGCCAGAAAAUUAUACAGAUGAAACUUGGCAGAAAUUGAAAGAGGCAGUAGAAGCCAUUCAGAAGAGUACUUCAAUUAAGUACAAUUUAGAAGAACUCUAUCAGGCUGUUGAAAACCUCUGUUCCUACAAGAUCUCUGCAAACUUAUACAAACAACUGAGACAGAUAUGUGAAGAGCACAUCAGAUUCCAAAUCUUCCAGUUCAGAGAGGGUUCAUUGGACAGUGUUCUGUUUCUAAAGAAGAUAGAUAAAUGCUGGCAAAAUCACUGCAGACAAAUGAUCAUGAUUAGGAGCAUUUUUUUGUUUCUGGAUCGAACAUAUGUUCUUCAGAAUUCAAUGCUGCCUUCCAUUUGGGACAUGGGUCUGGAAUUAUUCAGAACCCAUAUAAUUAGUGAUCAGAAAGUCCAGAACAAGACUAUUGAAGGCAUUCUCCUUUUAAUUGAGAGGGAAAGAACUGGUGAAGCAAUUGAUAGAAGUUUGCUUCGAAGCCUUCUGAGUAUGCUUUCAGAUUUGCAGAUUUAUCAAGAUUCUUUUGAACAAAAAUUUUUAGAAGAAACCAACCGACUGUAUUCAGCAGAGGGUCAGCGUUUAAUGCAAGAAAGAGAGCAGGUUCCUGAAUACCUUCAUCAUGUCAACAGACGUCUAGAAGAAGAAGCAGAUAGACUGAUCACCUAUCUAGACCUGAGCACCCAGAAGCCACUAAUUGCUACUGUAGAAAAGCAACUUCUAGGUGAACACUUAACAGCCAUUCUUCAGAAAGGUUUAAAUCACCUUCUGGAUGAAAAUCGGAUUCAAGAUUUGUCUCUACUCUAUCAGCUGUUUACUAGGGUACGCAGUGGAGUUCAGGUUCUCUUGCAGCACUGGAUCGAAUACAUCAAGGCAUUUGGCAGCACUAUUGUCAUUAAUCCUGAAAAGGACAAGACCAUGGUACAGGAAUUGCUGGAUUUUAAAGAUAAAGUUGACCAUAUUAUUGAUAUCUGCUUUAUGAAAAAUGAAAAGUUUGUCAAUGCCAUGAAAGAAGCAUUUGAAACCUUCAUUAACAAAAGACCAAACAAACCGGCUGAACUCAUAGCAAAGUAUGUGGAUUCAAAGCUCCGUGCAGGUAACAAAGAAGCUACCGAUGAAGAACUUGAGAAAAUGUUGGACAAGAUCAUGAUUAUAUUUCGUUUCAUUUAUGGGAAAGAUGUCUUUGAAGCCUUUUAUAAGAAGGAUUUAGCCAAGAGACUAUUGGUUGGAAAGAGUGCAUCGGUAGAUGCUGAAAAAUCAAUGCUUUCCAAACUCAAGCAUGAAUGUGGAGCUGCGUUCACCAGCAAACUGGAGGGGAUGUUCAAAGACAUGGAACUAUCAAAAGACAUUAUGGUUCAGUUCAAACAGUAUAUACAAAACCAAAAUUUUCCUGGUAGCAUCGAACUAACCGUGAAUAUCUUGACAAUGGGUUAUUGGCCAACCUAUGUGCCUAUGGAAGUUCAUUUACCAGCUGAGAUGGUAAGACUUCAGGAGAUUUUCAAGACUUUUUACUUGGGUAAACACAGUGGGAGGAAGCUUCAGUGGCAGUCAACACUAGGACAUUGUGUACUAAAAGCAGAAUUUAAAGAGGGGAAAAAGGAACUCCAGGUCUCUCUUUUCCAAACACUGGUGCUGCUAAUGUUUAAUGAAAAUGAAGAGUUCAGUUUAGAAGAUAUCAGGCAUGCUACUGGAAUAGAGGAUGGAGAAUUAAGGAGAACACUGCAGUCAUUAGCCUGUGGCAAAGCUAGAGUUCUGGCUAAAAAUCCCAAGGGCAAAGAUGUGGAAGAUGGCGAUAAAUUUAUUUGCAAUGAUGACUUCAGACACAAGCUCUUCAGGAUAAAAAUCAAUCAGAUUCAGAUGAAAGAAACGGUAGAGGAACAAGCAAGCACUACAGAAAGGGUCUUUCAGGACCGACAGUAUCAAAUCGAUGCUGCAAUUGUGAGAAUUAUGAAGAUGAGAAAGGCCCUUGGUCAUAAUCUGCUGGUCUCAGAAGUGUAUAACCAGUUGAAGUUCCCAGUGAAGCCUGCUGAUCUGAAGAAGAGAAUAGAAUCCUUAAUCGACAGGGACUACAUGGAAAGAGAUAAAGAAAACCCAAACCAGUACAACUAUAUCGCCUAAAAUGUGUGCUUUUCAGCACUUGGUAUAGCAUACCCAGUUGCCAGUGGAUUAGCCUGUUGUUCCAAUUAAUUGACUUCUUUUCUACUAUCUGACUGAACGAAUGAAAGCCAUUUCAUGGAAAAGUAUAGCAAAAUGGACCUUCUCAGUAAUUGAUAAGCCCAUUUAAAGAGCACGGUUUACAUUUAAGAAGAAUGCUGUUGAACUCUUUGCUUGCAUGUUUAGUUGAUGGCAACAAAUUCUUAACAAUUUGAUCUUUCAUGCUUUCACUUGAUUUGGGUCUGUGAAGGGACCCUGUGGUUGAUUGGGGGGAGGGGGGAGGAAUGCGUGGAUUCUUUUAUGCACUAUGACUAGGAGGCAAUAUGCAAGUUGUGUACAGGAGACUUUACCCAGGAUGCUUAUACUGCAUGCAGACAUGACAUAGCGUACAGAAUCCUGGAGGGAUUUAUCAGAUAGAAAAACCACCCUGAGCUUUGGUUACUCUCUUAGGUUUUGUGCUUUCCCUUGAAAAGAAAACUUAAGUGGUCAAGUGUAUUGACAUUUGCUACAUAAUGUUCUACUUCACCAAAAGGAUGUUUUAAAAACAAAUCUUGCCCAGAAAAAGAAAAAAAAAACAUCUUUUAAGUUUUAAUAGGCUCUCAUGAAACUAUGAGUGACCUUUACCCUUCACCCAGCUGUGCUGACCCUCCUACCACAGUACAGGUCUCUUUUUUGGGCUAAGGUUUCUGAAAACAUCCCAGAUCUCCAUUUGAAAUCAAACUUAUUUUUUCCAUUUCUUAUUCUAAUUCCUGAAAAGUCAUAGAUAGAAAAUCCAUCAGAAUCUGGGGAUUUUUCAAGGAGGGGAUGUGCUGGUUCUUCUCUGCCUCUUUGAAUCACUAGCCAUGUUAAGAGUUGACACACAGCCACAAGACAGAGAUGCCACCUACUGUGCAAGAGAAUGUCCCAGGCUAUGAUGACUGACUGACCACAGAAAAGGGGGUAUCAAGAAAUGAUUGAGUUUCAAAAUUGGGAGGAGUCUGGAGAAUAAAAAGGCUGCUUUUCUCCCCCUAUUCAUCAUACAUGUUGGUGAGAUUUAUGCUCGAGCCUGGAAUGCAUUAAAUCCACCUCACAGUGCAAGCAGGAAAUAAGUGGCCUUUAAGAAAUCCAAACUAGCAGAAUAUUUUGUAACAUUGCACCCACGUCACCACCAUUUUGAAGCCACGAGGAAGGAAAGAUGUUGAUCCUAACCUUCAGCCAAGUAGCCUUUGCUUUUUCUAUUUGCCAAUUACAUUUCCUUAUACCCUUCCUCUUUAGUGGCCUUCUGUAGCAAGCUCUAGGAAACAUUCCUCUCAUUGCACCUUUUCAUGUGAGUGCGAUUAUCUAACAAAAAGUUGCAUUUCCAAGCCUUUGGAACCUUCCUUUCUUAAGCAGCAGCUUUUCUAGGUCCUAAACCUUAGUUCCUUCUCUCCUUUCUUGCCCAAUACUCAGCUGACAAGGAAAUUGCUGCCAGGUGGCUCCACCCUCAUCCCUCACUAAACUCUCUCCCAGAUGGGCUUGGCCUUCCCAGGAGCCUUACCUACUGUUCAAAUGGUAGGUAGAAAUCGGCUCCCUCCACAGAGAGAUUUCUUCCCCUACAAAACCAUCCUUUUUUAACCAGAGGCUACAUAAUUGAAAUGAGUGAUUCCUCAGAAAACUAUUAUUAAUUAUAUGAAGCAUUAUUAUAUGAAAUUAUGUGAACCUUUUUUUUAGAGCUGUUCUUUCUAAGUCAGGUAAGUUCCGGGUCACUGUUCUCCUCCCUCUGUCUCUUUAUUUUUCUCCAAUAAAAACUUUUUUUUAAAAAGUUGUUUCUGAAGAAGGGAUCUUUAAAAUUAUCAAGUAUUGGCUUUCAUAUCCCUACUUUAAAGAAUUUUGUGAUUUGCCACCACUAGCCUAUUUAAAGAGGAAAACCUACAUAUAUCCAAGUAGUACUUUUUGAUCUUGCCACGUACCCAUCUCAAAUGAGAGUUGGAGCAUUAUGGGUAAUCUGGCCAACAAACAAAGCAUACCCUGGGAAAACCAGGCUAGGUCUCCAGAGGAGAGGGAGGAGACUUUUCUGUCCCUGUCCUUCUUGGGUCCUGUGUGUCUUGCCUGAUUCUUCUGAAAUUCCUGUAGCUUGGGCAUCAGUCCUCUUCUUUUGUGAGCUCCUUUGGGAGAUUCUCAAGCCAGGCUGUGAUCAUGCCAGUCUCAGGGCACCCAGGCCAGCUCCACAACUGACACAUCUGUGUUAGCAUCUAGCCAUAGAUUACAAAGAGAAUACCUCUUGCAUGCAAUUCACAGCAGCCAAGUUCAUAAGAAAUUACAUUUUAUUCUAUUUAUCUGUAGCUUAAAGAUUUUAAAUAUAUAUAUAAAUAUAUAUGUGUAUGUGUGGAUACACAUACACACAUAUAUACACACACCCAUAAACUUUGCCUUUCACUUUUUAUUCAAUUCCAUUUUGGAUAGUUUAAAAAAAUGACCACUCUUGAAUAACACAUUUACAGAAAUGUGAUAAACAUAUUCUGUUCACUGGUUUACAUGGAUGUGCCAAAGCCCAUCAUUUAUGAGAAAACAAGGCCGUAGCAAAUGAGUACCCGCAUACCUUGAUGGAGUUUUCAUUUGUGUUCUGCUGGUCCUUGUGAGAUUCCUUUUUUGUUCAGUCCCUAGACUAUCAACAUUGUUUUUCCAUUAAACUGCGGUUUCACUUGUCCAUCCAGGAACAUCGAAUUGGACACUUGAUUCAUUGUUUGGUGUUUUUUUUGGAUGUUUUAGUUCCAAGAGUACAGCAGCAUUCCAUCACAAAUGUAAUAGAUUUUUGUAGAACAGCUCUUCACGAGUUGUGUCUGAAAUAUGUGUGUGGGGAGGGGGUGGAACAAAACUAACCUAGGAAGCCUUUCAGACAUAGCUUGGCUGAGAGAAUGCAACAGCGAGAGUGUGUAUUCUUGGAGCACCGAGUCCACGAUAGGCGGCUCGUGACUUGCUUUUCCCCAUAAGCAUACACGAAAUCUUGGCAAUGUUUCCGAACAGGUUCACCGUGGGUACCAAGGCUUUCCGAAGUUGGUAAAUACUGUAAAUACAUGUCCUUUCAAAGAGUGCGUCUUUGGGUAUUUUGUGUUCUUUAUUAAAAAGUUUCGUGUUGAUUAA
Monodelphis domestica (gray short-tailed opossum) is the source of this 6363-nucleotide messenger RNA. It is a transcript of the gene CUL4B, whose product is annotated as cullin 4B. Gene Ontology annotation, molecular function: ubiquitin protein ligase binding. Gene Ontology annotation, biological process: ubiquitin-dependent protein catabolic process. Gene Ontology annotation, cellular component: cullin-RING ubiquitin ligase complex. The record is from RefSeq and is a predicted model, not a curated record. NCBI's taxonomy places the organism in Eukaryota, Metazoa, Chordata, Mammalia, Didelphimorphia, Didelphidae.